Exaiptasia diaphana is the source of this 2676-nucleotide messenger RNA. Its product is annotated as solute carrier family 13 member 2. Gene Ontology annotation, cellular component: membrane. Gene Ontology annotation, biological process: monoatomic anion transmembrane transport. The coding region runs from base 61 to 2046 and encodes 661 amino acids. Gene Ontology annotation, molecular function: transmembrane transporter activity. The transcript has 14 exons. The record is from RefSeq and is a predicted model, not a curated record. NCBI's taxonomy places the organism in Eukaryota, Metazoa, Cnidaria, Anthozoa, Actiniaria, Aiptasiidae.
UCAAGGCUUCUUUCGCUCUGUAGCUGUUCAAACAAGGUUGCUGUAUUUGAUGUAAACAUUAUGUCAGGUAACAAUAGAUAUCAGUGCAGCAAAUUUGAGGGAGCGACUCUCGUUACAGCAGCCGAGGACAAUAUUGAACCUGAAGGCUUGAAAAUGAAGACGAAUCGAUACGAUAUGRCGACUMCUCUGACCGCCGGUCUAUUGAAGAGAAAGAUACUAAAGUGGCGAAGUUAUUUUAUUCUCCUUUUGACUCCAUUGUUGCUUUUGCCUUUGCCUCUGGCUGUUCCAAGCUCGGAAUCCCGAUGCGCAUAUUGCAUUCUCAUAAUGGCGGUCUACUGGGUGACAGAGGUAGUCCCUCUUGCAGUCACAGCACUUCUACCGAUGGUGCUGUUCCCGUUACUGGGCGUGGUGGGGUCUAAAGAUAUAAGCCCUCCGUAUUUUCAAGAUACUAACGUUCUGUUCAUGGGCGGUCUAAUUGUUGCCGUGGCGAUUGAAAACUGGAUGCUACAUAAACGGAUUGCUCUCCGUGUCUUGCUUCUUGUAGGGACUCAACCACGAAGGCUUAUUCUUGGAUUUAUGCUGGUAACUGCAUUUUUGUCAAUGUGGAUUAGCAACACUGCAACCACAGCCAUGAUGGUUCCUAUUGCUGAAGCCGUUCUCGCACAACUCAAAGCUGAACAACUGAAACAAGAACAGGAAAGCACCAAAGAGAAAAGAGAUGUAAUGGUUAAUAAUGCYUGUGAUGUUGAGAACAGUAACAUUGGUGUCAAGAUCGAGAUGAAAGAAAAAGAACGCAGUGAUGAAGAAAUCACAACAGUUGACAUGGUCGAUAAUCAAGUGGAUUCCAAACGCAACGCAGAGGGAGAAAGAUCAAGCGCCAACCUUAUAGGAAAAGACCUAGAGGAUCAAAUUGAAAUGAAGUUCAAGAAUAUGAGCAAAAUGCUGCUUCUAAGCAUUGCAUAUGCUGCCAACAUCGGUGGAACAGCUACAUUGACAGGAACAGCACCAAACCUAGUCCUCAGUGGACAGGUUACCAAACUUUUCCCUAAAAGUCCAGGUAUAGGAUUUGCCACAUGGUUCAUGUUUGCCUUCCCAGAGAUGGUUAUCCUAUUGUUUGUUGCGUGGCUGUGGCUACAGAUACUUUUCCUUGGUUUAAGGUGUUCGUGCAAGAAAGACAACCAAAGUCGCCACGAAACAGAUACAGCUAAAAGCGUAUUGAUUCAGGAAUACAAGGCGCUUGGUCCGAUGAGUUUUGCAGAAAAGGCAGUUUUAUGUCAUUUCAUCUUACUGGCGUUGAUGUGGUUAUUCCGUGACCCCAAGUUUAUGCCAGGAUGGGCUAUCAUCUUCAAAAAAAACUUURUACGAGAUGGAACCGCUGCCAUGAUCAUUGCCUUUUCGCUCUUUAUUUUCCCUUCUGAAAGACCGCAGUUCCUGUGCUGGAACCCAGAGGGAGCAGUUACUAAGCCACCAACGGCACUUUUGACAUGGAAGAUAGUAGCCGCCAAGUUACCUUGGAAUAUCAUCAUCUUACUUGGUAGUGGAUUCGCCCUGGCAAAAGCGUGCAAGGAUUCCGGUCUUUCUGUGUGGCUUGGCAUGCAGCUAGCAGGUCUCAAGGCAAUCCCAGCUUGGGCAAUUGUAGCCAUCGUUUGUGUUCUUAUUACAACUUUUACUGAGGUUACUUCAAACACAGCUACCGCAACAAUAUUCCUUCCCAUACUUGCUUCAUUGGGUGAAAGUAUACAAGUCAAUCCAUGGUAUCUUAUGAUUCCUGCAACUGUUGCCUGCUCAUUUGCCUUUAUGCUGCCUGUCGCUACCCCCCCUAAUGCUAUAGUAUUCGCUGGUGGUGCUUUGAAAGUGACAGACAUGGCAAAAGCUGGCUUCGGUAUGAACUUGAUUGGAUGUGCAAUCCUAAUGGUAUGCAUCAAUACUUUUGGAAUGGCCAUGUUUGAUUUAAAUGACUAUCCAUCCUGGGCAGCUCAGCUUGUUACCGCCAAGAACUCAACCAUCCAACUUGUUUGCAAGAAUGAAACUGUCUUCUUUGACUAGAACAUUCUUUUUUCCAGCUUUGAGCCUUUUACUGCGCUCUUUUUGUGAUUUUUAUAAAGAAAAUACUUUUUAUUAUCUCGAUAUACAAGCCGUCUAUUUACUAUGACUUUAUUCAACAAUAAAUUUUCCUACGCGCUCAUUGGUCGAGGUCGAUCGACCACGUUAACGCGUUUGUGCCCGUCGCGGAGGGGUUCUAUCAGUGCGCGCUUAUAGCCCACUGCUUUCAGAACAUUUUUUGGAUAAUAAAAAUAGUCGGGCAUUUUGCUGUGAUAGUUACCCUUUGGAGGCUGGAUAUGCCUCAAAACAUCCCAGAUUUCGAAUUGAAAUUGAAACUGAAAAAUUGGUUGUCGCCAUCUCGAACUGCGUUUCACGGGCGACUUUUUGUUUUUCACAAUGGCCUCGAUUCAACUACCCUAUUUUAUUGCGUGUUUCUUUCUACAUAUUUUUUAUACGCAGAUUCAAUGUAAAUAAGCUUUUAACUUUUUGAAUUGUCACGUGUAUACUGUGGUAGUGAAAUAGCGAUAAUAUAGUGAACUGAAAAAAAUGUAGUGUGCUCGAAAAGGUACUCAUCUCAAUUAUGAAUCAAGUAGUUUUUAAAAUAACUUUAAUAAAAAUCUUUAGAUAAUCAUU